Dromaius novaehollandiae (emu) is the source of this 2487-nucleotide messenger RNA. It is a transcript of the gene DUSP26, whose product is annotated as dual specificity phosphatase 26. Gene Ontology annotation, cellular component: cytoplasm. NCBI's taxonomy places the organism in Eukaryota, Metazoa, Chordata, Aves, Casuariiformes, Dromaiidae. The transcript has 6 exons. The record is from RefSeq and is a predicted model, not a curated record. Gene Ontology annotation, molecular function: MAP kinase phosphatase activity; protein tyrosine/serine/threonine phosphatase activity. Gene Ontology annotation, biological process: negative regulation of MAPK cascade; protein dephosphorylation. The coding region runs from base 1328 to 1915 and encodes 195 amino acids.
UGUGGCUUGGGGAGAGGAGGAAGAAAAGGGCCUCCUGGUGUUUCUUUUGUGUUUGUCUUUUGAAUUCUCUCUCCCUGCCUCGGCGAUUAGUUCUCAGAAUGAUUCUUGCUUCUCAGCCCUCCUGGGCAAAACACGUGAGAGAGAAUUUUCACCCUGGGGUGAUCAAAGGGAGCCGGGGAAACUGAGCAAGACAUAUGGGAGAGUCGUAGCAAACCCCAAAUGGUAUUUGUGCCCUCACUGAGCCUGCAGCCCAGUCCCACUGCUCUGAGCUGCUCCUUUAAGGACAGGAGCUUCAGAAGCAAUGCACCAAGCUGAUAAAUCUUACCAGCGAGCAAGGGAGUGAAUCAGUCUCUGCUACAGCAAUGAUGUUUAUGGAAAACAGGGAGAGGAGGUGAGGCAGAGAGGUCUGUUGUGUCUGAGAAGCUUCCCUUCUAAAAAGACAGAGUGCUGACACUUCUCCUUGAUGAAGCUACCCAGGCAUUUCAAAGUGUCUGAGAUUUCGUUAUCUAAGAAGCAGUCACUGGUUUUGCUGGGAACUUCAGGCUGUUCUACGAAGCAUUUUGAGUAUUAUUGUCAUUGGAAUAAAAACAUAUGAACCACUUAUUCUCUGUUUAAAUGACCAGCAAGUUCCCUUCAAGCGACACUGCCAAAACAUUUAUCCACCUGAUUUUUUUCCAUGUAGAAUUUUUUUGAUUCAGUUUUAACCUUUUUUGAUGGGGGUUGGAGACACUUCUGUUUAGAAGCACAUUGCAGGCUACCAGGAACGUGCUUCCUUGGUGCAGGGAGAGAAAGGGCCUCUGCUUGUCCACACGGAAGGUGUUUUGCAGAGCUGUGAAAAUGCAAACUUACCUUUACAUCAUUUGCCAGGAGUUGGAGGAGUGCUGCCAGGCAGAAGUGAAAAGUUCAACCUUUCUGCAGGUAAGAGUAUUCCCUUAGACAUGAAUUCGUAAACAGUUUUAAGUCCCCCCCACUCCUCACAAAGGCUUAUUAGCAAAUGAAGAAAAUAUCACCAAGCCCUGGCUCUGCCAAACAGACCCUAGCAAGGGGGCUGGACAAGGUCAAAUACAAAAAAAAGAAAUGAAGGAGCAUCCUCUAGAGACAGCUACAGACUUCCAAUAUAGAUGUUCAUACAUCAGCCUUUCCACGGCGGCAGCAGCAGCAGCAGGAAGACAUGGCCGACUGGAUCUGACUACAACGUUCAGUUUGAGCUGAGAAAUCACAGCCCUCACAAAGGACCGUGGGUGGCAGCAGCAGCAGAAGCAACCUCCAGGCCACUCUCCGGCCUUCGCGAACCCACAGGUAUGCGUUGUGGGUCUCGGCAGCUCCAAUGGCUUUCCUGUCCAGGUUCUCCAGGAAUGGCACCAGGUCGCCGAGCCGGGGUUCACGGGAAGAGCGCAACAACCACCCUAUCCUCAGCAUCUUUGAGCUCGAAAGGUUGCUGUACACAGGAAAGACAGCCUGUAAUCAUGCUGAUGAGGUCUGGCCAGGACUCUACCUGGGAGAUCAAGAUAUAGCAGCUAACCGGCGCGAGCUGGCUCACCUGCGGAUCACCCACAUCCUCAACGCCUCGCACAGCAAGUGGAGAGGGGGUGCUGAGUACUAUGAGGGCACAGGCAUCCGCUACCUGGGCAUUGAGGCCCAUGACUCGCCUUCCUUUGACAUGAGCCCCUACUUCUAUCCUGCAGCUGACUUCAUCCACCAGGCGCUGAAUGAAGGAAGAAUCCUUGUGCACUGUGCUGUUGGGGUGAGCAGGUCAGCCACCUUGGUCCUCGCCUACCUCAUGAUCCGCCACCACAUGCCCCUGGUAGAAGCCAUAAAGACGGUCAAGGACCACCGUGGUAUCAUCCCCAAUCGGGGUUUCUUGCGCCAACUGGUCGCCCUGGACAACGCCCUGAGGCUGAAGAGGAGCAUGUGAAGGAGGACGAGAAGGGCUGUGCAGUGCAGGUGUUGCGUGUGCAGUGUGCACCUGACCCCGGUGCCUGCUGAGUGGCAGAGACAGGGCUUCCUUAUGGUGCAGAUGCUUGGCAGCUAAUGGGUUACAUGCAAGUGGCCCCCAGGCCCCCCCAGCUAAGGGGUACCCCAGGUACGUGAGCUAUUCCUCGUGGUAAAGCAUAAGCCCUUAACCUGCAACCUCGCCACCUAGGUAGGCCUAAUAUAUAGCCUCCUUCCCAGCCUGCUCGCUCAAAGAUGUAUGCGGAGGGAUAUCUUAGACCCACAUUUCAGGUUAUUCUCUAUCCCUGCUGGCUCUGGGAAGCCUUCAAGGGCUGGUUCUCCCACCUGGCAGAUGCGUUCACCAGGCCAGUCCCAGCCCUCUCUCCCGGGAGAUCUAAGCUCUGUGUGUUCCUUGUUUUCCGUUCAUCUUUUGGUCUGUGUGUGGCAACGUGACUCAGGCCUGGUGUGUGGGCUGUGUCAAACAGGCCUUUCGUCAUAGUGUUUGGAUGUCCUCCGUGCCUAGUGUUAAUGUGUAAGAAUAAAGACACUGCUAAG